GGCAGACUAGCGCGGCAGCUACUGAGAGACCCUGGUGUUCCACGCGGUCUGUCUUGUUUAGCUGACUCGCUGCUCUCGCCGCUACACCAUGGAUUCCCUGAAGCAAGUGAUCAACUUCGGGCCCGGGCCCGCCAAACUGCCGCACUCGGUAUUGUUAGAGAUUCAAAAAGAAUUAUUAGACUACAAAGGAGUUGGCAUUAGUGUUCUUGAAAUGAGUCACAGGUCAUCAGAUUUUGCCAAAAUUAUUAACAACGCAGAGAAUCUUGUGCGGGAGUUGUUAGCCGUUCCAGAAAACUACAAGGUGAUUUUUGUGCAAGGAGGUGGGUGUGGCCAGUUCAGUGCUGUCCCCUUAAAUCUGAUUGGCCUGAAAGCAGGAAAGUGUGCCGAUUAUGUAGUGACUGGAUCUUGGUCAGCAAAGGCUGCAGAGGAAGCCAAGAAAUUUGGGACUGUGAACAUUGUCCAUCCUAAACUUGGGAGUUAUACAAAAAUUCCAGAUCCAAGCACCUGGAACCUCAAUCCAGAUGCUUCCUAUGUGUAUUACUGUGCAAACGAGACCGUGCAUGGUGUGGAGUUUAAUUUUAUUCCUGAUGUCAAGGGAGCAGUACUGGUUUGUGACAUGUCCUCAAACUUCUUAUCCAAGCCAGUGGAUGUUUCCAAGUUUGGUGUCAUUUUUGCUGGUGCCCAGAAGAACAUUGGCAGUGCUGGAGUCACAGUAGUGAUCGUCCGGGAUGACCUGCUGGGCUUUGCCCUUAGAGAGUGCCCCUCCAUCCUGGACUACAAAGUGCAGGCUGAAAACAAGUCGCUGUACAACACGCCUCCAUGUUUCAGCAUUUAUGUUAUGGGCUUGGUCCUGGAGUGGAUUAAGAACAAUGGUGGGACAGCAGCUAUGGAAAAACUCAGCUCCAUCAAAUCUCAGAAGAUUUAUGAGAUUAUUGAUAAUUCUCAAGGAUUCUAUGUAUGCCCAGUGGAGCCCCAAAAUAGAAGCAAGAUGAAUAUUCCAUUCCGCAUUGGCAAUGCCAAAGGAGACAGUGAUUUAGAGAAAAGAUUUCUUGAUAAAGCACUUGAACUCAAUAUGAUUUCCUUGAAAGGUCAUAGGUCAGUGGGAGGCAUUCGGGUCUCUCUGUACAAUGCUGUCACCACUGAAGAUGUUGAAACGCUGGCCACCUUCAUGAAAAAUUUUUUGGAGAUGCAUCAGCUAUGAAUGAGGCCUAACCAGUAUAUUCUCUGCUUUUAUACAGUAUAUACAAAGGUUAAAGUAACUUGAGAAUGGCUUCAAAAACUUAACAGACAGGUUAAGUUUUUUUCAGAUAAACAUGCUUAUUAUAGAUUCCGUUUUCAAAGAACAACAGCAAAACAUCCACAGCUCUGCAGAGUUGAUGGGACCACCUGCUAAUAGUCACCUCAAUUCUGACUCAAACUGGAAGCAUUUAAAAAAAUCUUCCUGUUGCUUUUCUAAUGAAUUCCAGCCUAUUUUGUCUUUGCUGCUAUUUUUUCUAGCUAGAUCUCAGUAUUUGAACUUGCUUGGACUUAAUUAUACCAGUUGCAAUUAGUAAUGGAGGGUGGGAGGGUCUUCCGGGUACAGAAUCUGGGAGUAGUGGGGUCUCCUGGGUUCUGCAGCUAUUGAUUAACCCAUUAGGUCCCAAGUUUUCAAUUCUGAAAAUGUCAAUGAAAUUGACACAGGUGCAUUAAAUUAGGCUGGAAAUCCUAAUCCUAAUCUAGAGCUUAUUAUAUAACUUAUUAUCAUUAAAAUAUAAUGAUAUCAUUAAUAAUAUAAGUACUAUCACUAAUCAUUCACCUAUUACUUUUCUCAAAAAACUCUAAAAACAUAAAUGUUUCAAAAUGAUCAGAAGUGGUACAUUUGUUGCUCAAUUUAAGUUUUUUAGGUGUUUCAUAAAUGAGAUGAUGGGACAUAAUGGGUUAAGGUUAACAUUGAUUAUUUGGUGACCAUUUGGAGGGCCAGGCAAAAGGGCAAACUGCAGGUCUUUCUUUAUACUGUUAUUCUCUUGAAGAGAUAAAAGUGACUUACUAUAUAAAUAGUUCAUAUAGUAGGGUCUGUUUUUAAUACCACAUCAUUUAUAUCUCUGUGCAUUUGUAUUUCUGAUGAAAUGGUUCUCAGUGAUUUAUAGAAGCUUAGAAUUUGUUAAAUUCCUGACCUUGUGCAUUACAGCACUGAAUUAAGAACAGUUGUACCCCGCUCUUCAGCCCUUUCCCUUUUGAAGCUGCUCCGUGGAAAGAAUUCUAGAAGUUUCCACAAUUCACUUUGACUUUCCUUUCAGUAGGUGAAAGAAAUGGUUGCAUUUCGUUUUCCAUUUAUGCCAUUAAACUCAAAAUCUGUUAGACUCCCUUA
Messenger RNA from Sciurus carolinensis (gray squirrel), 2347 nucleotides. RefSeq names its product phosphoserine aminotransferase 1 (gene Psat1). Gene Ontology annotation, molecular function: O-phospho-L-serine:2-oxoglutarate transaminase activity; pyridoxal phosphate binding. Lineage: Eukaryota; Metazoa; Chordata; Mammalia; Rodentia; Sciuridae. The record is from RefSeq and is a predicted model, not a curated record. The transcript is spliced from 9 exons. Gene Ontology annotation, cellular component: cytoplasm. Gene Ontology annotation, biological process: L-serine biosynthetic process. The coding region runs from base 89 to 1201 and encodes 370 amino acids.